CGGUAUAGAUGCGAAUAGAAAGUUAGUGAGUCAGGUGUGUGUGAGAAAUGAUGUGUCUUGCAAUAUGAGUUAUAUUUUUCUGUAAACUUGCCAGAGUAUGUUGAUUGUCAUUGCUUCCGAACUACGCGGUGUUUAUUGAAGUUUGUGUCUUAUAAAGGUGCAUGUGCAAAGUGUUUGCUAUAGAUAUACCAUGUCUUUGAAGCCAAGGAGAGUAGAUUUUAAUGAGAAGUGGGUUGGACUUCAAGAAACUGUAAAAGGAGUUAUAACACUUGGAAAUGUUCCUAGAGAAACAUGGAAUGCAUGCUUCAGUGAUGUGUACAUCUUGUGUGUUGCAUAUCCGGAACCAUAUGCAGAUAAACUGUAUCUGGAAACAAAAUACUUUCUUGAUAACCAUGUGAAAGCUCUCCUUGAGAAAGUCCGAGCAAAUGGAGAAGCAAAUCUUCUCAAAUGUUACCAUAAAGCAUGGGUUGAAUACAGUACAGGAAUUGGGUAUCUGCAUCGUCUUUACCUAUACUUGAAUCAGCAGCACAUUAAGAAGCAGAAACUGUCUGAUGCAGAAAUAAUGUAUGGCAGCAUUGGACCUGAUGUUCAGGAGCAGAUGGAGAUUGGAGAAUUAGGGUUAGACAUCUGGAAGAGGAACAUGGUGGAACCACUAAAGGAGAAUUUAGUUAAUUUACUCUUGGAAGGAAUCCACUAUGAUCGUCUAGGUGAAGCAAGCCCCAAUAUUACUGAUAUUAUUCGAGGAGUAAUAAACUCAUUUGUCAGUGUUGAGAAGUACAAAAGAAAAGGAAAGCUGGAGCUGUAUGAGGAAAUAUUUGAGACACCUUUCCUUCAAGCAAGUGGCGAGUACUACAAGCGAGAAGCUAGUAAAUUGCUACAGGAGUGUAAUGUAAGUCAGUACAUGGAGCGAGUUAUCCAACGACUAGAAGAAGAGACGUUUCGGAGCAACAAAUUCCUACAUUUUAGUUCAUUUGUUAAAGUAAAGGCUCGCUGUGAACAACAUAUGGUGGCAGAUCAUUUGGCUUUCCUACAUGGUGAAUGUAAGUCAAUGGUGCAAGAGGAAAGAUGCAAAGAUCUGUCUAAUAUGUACACAUUGCUACGAUCAAUGAGAGAUGGCAUUGGUGUACUGAUAACAGAGCUGUCUGAACAUAUAAGGGCACAAGGACUUGAAACUGUAAGAGGUCUUAAAGGAGACAAUGUUCAUAUUCAGUUUGUUGAAAAUAUGUUGGCUGUUCAUAAGAAGUAUAGGGAAUUAAUUCAAGAAGUUUUUAAUGGAGAUCAGAGCUUCAUAGGUGCACUUGACAAGGCUUGUACUUUUGUUGUUAAUCAUCGACCCAACCCCAAAAUGGUCUGCAGGUCUCCUGAAAUGCUUGCCAAAUACUGCGAUUCAUUAUUGAAGAAAUCUUCUAAGGGUAUAUCUGAGAGUGAAAUAGAUGAAAAGCUAGCUCAAAGUAUAACAAUCUUCAAAUACAUUGAUGAUAAGGAUGUAUUCCAGAAGUUUUAUGCCCGUAUGUUGGCUAAGAGACUGAUACACUCUCAGAGUCAAUCCAUGGAUGCAGAGGAAGCCAUGAUAAAUCGACUUAAGCAAGCAUGUGGAUAUGAGUUUACUAAUAAACUGCACCGAAUGUUUACUGACAUGUCAGUGUCUUCUGAUCUCAACAAUAAGUUCAACAACUUUCUGAAAUUGGACAAUAUAGAUCUAGGAAUCAGUUUCUGCAUAUAUAUCCUCCAGGCUGGAGCGUGGCCACUGGGACAGAAUUUGUUAACUCCAUUUACUGUACCACAGGAACUUGAAAAGUCUGUACAAAUGUUUGAGAAUUUUUAUCAUAAUCACUUUAAUGGAAGAAAACUCACAUGGUUGCACCAUUUAUGUCAAGCUGAACUGAAACUUAGUUACCUGAAGAAGCCAUACCAGAUCACAAUGCAGACGUUCCAGAUGGCCAUUCUACUUAUGUUUGAGAAGACUGAUUCUCUCACAUGCAAGGAAGUACAAGAAUCUCUCCAACUGAACUCAGAACAAUUCGGCAAACAUCUCACAUCAUUAAUAGAAUCAAAGAUUCUGUUAAGUGACACAGAGUCACAGACUCCUGAAACAGUGUUGACAUUGAACUUGGAAUACAAUAAUAAACGAACGAAGUUCCGGAUCACAGCCGCACUGCAGCGAGACAGUCCUCAAGAAGUAGAACAGACACUGUCUGCUGUGGAUGAGGAUAGGAAGUUAUACUUGCAAGCAGCCAUUGUCAGAGUAAUGAAAAGCAGGAAAGUUCUGAGGCAUAAUGCACUCAUUCAGGAGGUACUAAGCCAGUCAAAAGUGACGUUUGCCCCAUCCAUCAGCAUGAUCAAGAAAUGUAUAGAGGCUUUAAUUGACAAACAGUACAUUGAGCGAACACCCAACUCUGCUGAUGAAUACAGCUAUGUGGCGUAAUGGAAAAGAGCUCACAUGUAGACAAGGAACAUGUUGCACAAGACUAUAACAGUGGCCAAUACUGUAAUUUAGCUUCAUUUCAUCAUAAUUGCAGUCAGCACUGUGGCAGAUGGCAGGGAGUGGGAGGAAGCCAUGUAAAGUUUGCAAGAAAAACUUUGUUGGACAUUGUUCAUUCUGCACAAGAUAGUAAUAUGCAUGUUUGGAAGCAUAACAUUGAUUCAGGUGGUGACUGUUGGUAAUUGUAAUGUAAUGAGAGACUGAUAUUUUUCUGAAAGGUGACCUAUCAACCUGGAUAUUUUUUUCUUUUGCCAUAUUGAUAAUAGUAAGUUUCAUCAGUUUGUAUCUUCUGUCAUUCCAGUUCCUUACACCCAGAUGUCCCAAAUUAUUUUAAAAUGUUUUGUAUCUUUUUUAUUUUCAGGUUUCAUUUCCUACUGUACAUCUUUCCCCCUCCCUCCAACUUCUUCUAUUUGUUCUGUCUCAAAGUACCCUUUUAUAGGUGCAGAAAUACAUUUUCUUUCAUUGUCCAAAUUAAUUUUUAAAAGAAACACAAUUAGCUUGAAGUAAAUGAUGUUUUCUCCCAAUUUGAACUCCAACAAUGAGAAUCAUGCAUUGUGAGACACCAUAAUAAUAAUAAUAAUAAUAAUAAUCAUCACAUUUUCUAAAUUUAAAUUUUGAAUUUCACUCAUCUCACAUUUGGAGUUUAUAGGGUAUAACAAAUGUAUACAUAUAAAUAAAAGAAGCAAUAGCCUGGUUCAUGGGAAAUGAAAAUAUGGUAUGCACUCAGUUUUAUGAAGUCAGCAUUACAGAAGUUAUAAUUCCUUAAAAAACUGUGUUUUGAAUUUGGUACAGAAAUUGUAUUUUAACUCAGACAAAGCAUUGAAAUAUGCAGACUUUGCUUAGUGUCAGUAUAUGUGUAAAGAAAGUAAUAGUCUUCCUUAAAUAUUGUUGUUAUGUGCCUGAUGGUAAUAAAAUCAAAGUUUUACUGGGUUGAAUUUUUGCAUAUUUGCGAUAAUUUGAUAAUCAGUUGUUAAGUAACCUUGUAGUUUUCAAGAAUGUGAAAUGGGGGGGCUAGAGUAGAUAACUAAAUAGAUUAUGGUGUUUUGGGUUGUGACACCAUGUAGUCUUGUACAUGGUUACCAUUAUUACAGAGUAAUAUUGGUAACUUCCAACAAGAUAAUGAAGGGAGUCACAUUUUCACAACUGUGAAAAACUCAUCUUAUUAAAGGCAACAGGAUAGCAGGAAAAUUAAAUUAUAUAUCAUCGUGUAACAUUUUAAUCCCCAUUCUGUCUACUGGUAGCUGCAUUCAGAAUUCUUCAUUAGUUCACAAGAAUAUACUAAAUUUGUUUUCUUGCCUAUGUAUCCUAGACGUUUCACAAGUCUGAAUUUUUAAAUGAAAAAUAUUGCUAGUCUCUUUAUUUUGUUAUUCUUUUAUGGUUAUGUAUUUUGUCUGCUGGACAGUGUUCAACGAAGUUAUGUCAUCCAGAAGCAAAUCUGCAGUAAUCUGUAAAGUUUAAUGUUUUUCCUAAGUGCAACUGGAGACUUUAAUAAAUAAAAUUUAAAAAAAUUCAGGGAUAUUCUUUUGUUCUCAUUUUUAAAUAGAUUUGUGGAAGUUGAUAGUGAAACAUUUUGCACUCAUGCCUGUGUUAACAUUUUUAUAUAUUACUCUUCAUUGAAAGUUGGUGGUGAGUAAUUUGCCUUUACUGAGCUUUGUUGUGCUGUAUAGUGUGAAUGGUUUUUCCAUGUAAUAAGACAGCAUGAGUGAUAUUGAUUUUUGAAAAGCGGUUUACAGCAGUAUUGUUAACUUCGGUGAGGCAUAGAGACAUCUUAAAGUAUGUAGUCAACACAUAAUCUCAUUUAACCAAAGAAAUUUUAAAUAUUCUUUAUGUAUGUUCCCAACCACUGGCCCAAGGUCUUAUUUGUGCUUCUUCACAAAUACUAUUGAAAACAGAAAUACCAAAGAUUUGAAUUUGUGACUCUGAUCAUACUUAUUUCAUUGACACAAACUUAUGAACAGUACAUAUCAAUAUGUUAUAAUAAAUGAAUAAGAGUAUUUGUUGUUCCAUAAUGCUUUUCACAACUUCUGUCAGUUUUUGAAUUUGGAAAAGUUUGUAACUGCAGGCACAUUAAAUUAAGUAGGAAUUUUCUUGGGAGAAAUGCAUUGGGAAGGAAAUGAGUGCUGCUAUAUUAAUGCAACUGUGAAAGUUAAAUCUAUCCAUUGUAUUAGGUAAUGCCCUGAAGAGGAAUGUAACUGAACAAGAUUUCCUUAAACAUAUAAACUCACCAGUUGAUAAAUUAUAUUUUGAAGCCAAUAUUUAUUGAGGUGUGUUCAUUCUGGGUUCUAACAAUUUUUGCUGAAGUGGCUCGUGUGUUGUACUUACAAGUACCUUCCUUGUAAGGGUCCAAUGAUAAUCCAUGAAGUUGUAAGGAAUACUAUACCUACUGAUGUAAUGACAACCUAAUUUUUUUUUUGAAUCUGUAUUGUUUAAUCUUACAUUGAUAAUCAUAAAUUUAUUGCAGUGUAAUUCUCACUUUUAAAAUCAUUAACCAUAGCACUGAGCAACAUUGUAGUUGAUAUAGCAUGACUCACAACCAGUUAAUCUGUAUUACUAUAGCCUCUCACAGAUUUGGUGACAAAUAACUUCUGCAUAUGGUACUUUCAGAAUACUGUACUGCGUAUUUGAUUUUAGUUUCCUUAUUCAGUAAACAUGGCUCCUGUGUAAAUGUAAUAGCCAAAUGAAUAUAAUUUUUAACUCACUGGACUGUUCUUGAAAAGUCUUAAAAUUUAUGCCAUUUACUAAACAGAAUGAUGAUAUAUCCAGGUAUUAACUCCAUUGUGCAACAUGAAUGUUGGAUACAGCCACUGUUAGUGUGAUCUUGUUUGUGCUCGAUGCAAGUAAAGGCAGAAGGAUACGUGUCACCAUAGGAAGUCGCAGGAUGGAACAUAAAUGGUAGAAGGAUUAAGGUUAAACCUAAACUCAUUUUUUAAUCACAACUAGUGUUUUACAUGUUUUAAAAGAAACUUAGUUUUUUAAUAUUGAAUUGUUGAUAACAUGUAGCAAAUGUUUGAGAUUAAAUGACAGGCAGCUCUUGUACUGCAAGAUACAGGAAAGAACAUGACUCAAAAUGCAACACAAAGUCAUGUUUUCUUGUAGUAACUUUAUAAGAAAUUCUAAAUUUAUAGGGCACAAUGUGUUGCAAGUUCCCAUUUUCCAUUUUUUCUGUUUUAAAUUUAUAUUUCAGGUAUAAGAUCUAAAUUUCAAAACAGAUUUGAAAUUGUUGUUGCUAAUAGAUUUUACAAUGACAGUGGAAUGAAAUUUACACUAAAUUUUUCAGCUGAAUAUUAUCAUGGUUUAUUUGCCUGAAUCUAAUAGUUCAAUUCCAAUUUAUUGAAAGAAAGGGACUUUAAAAGAAUAUGACAAUUACAAGAGCAAGUGUAGUAUUUAAGAUUUAUGUUAUCAAUGUAUUGUAACACAAAUUGUUGCGAUUUGUUAUUAAUUUUAUGAAUUAUAAAAGGUGAAUUUAUUAAGAUCUAAAAGAAUUUUAAUUACCUUUGUAAAUUAUGUUCAAAACAUUGUUUUUUGUCUGCCUUAAAAGUGAAUAUGGAAUAUGAAGACUCAAGUUUUAAUCUAAUUUGUUUGUAGAGUUGGCAAGAUUGAAUUUUCCAAAGGAUUUAUUUUUACAGUUGAAAAAAUUAUAUGCAAUCAUUCAAUUGAAUUAAAUUAUGAAUUCACACAGGGACUCAAAUUUGAAUUUCUGUAACUUAUUUUAUACUUAUUUAGACAUACAUAUAAAUAGGUAGUUACUUAACUAACCACAUGUACGUAUUUUGCUGCCAUUGUUAUUUGAAACUAUAUAAGCAUGAACUGAAACUCAUAACUGGUCAGCCAUGACAGCAUCCCAAAUUAAAAAAAACUUCAUAACUUGUGCAUAUUUGAGCAUGAAAAGAAUUCUACCAAUUUAUACAUCUCACAUCUUUAAGCUUGUAUAGUUUUUGGUACUUUGGUUGUUGUUGUUUUGUCUUUUUAAGAUUUUGUUACAAGUAAAUAUUACAGAAGUUCAGAUCUGGGAUCUUGAAUGUUGCAAGUGUGACAUACAGUUUUCUUAUCAAAUGCUUCAUUCUGCGUAACCAUGGAUUUGCUUGUUGUAAAUAUCCUGUAUUCUCUGAGGCUGUGAACUGUAUGAAGAUAUGGUCUUAUAUAUCUGAAGUUCCUUCAGUUUUUGUCCACAGAAAUUUUUAUAUUUUGCAGUUUACAUACAAUUUCUGGCCUUUUUAGGUUUGUAAAUUAAAGGACUGUAGGAACAAUGAGGACUGCCUUCAUAAUCAAGAAUCAGUAUGUUGUGUUUAGUAAUAACAGCUGGAGUAUUUUCUGUAACUAGAUACAGCUAGAUAGAAUUCUGUUGUUAAUGGCCAUAAAUGUUACUGAAAAUGUGGGAAACUGAUGGUCUCACAAUAAGAUUGUUCUGGGUUUGAUCUCCAGUAUGAAGUGCAUGCAGAUUUAUAUGAUCAAAGACCAAAGUCUUUGCCUUGGUACCAAUUUGAUAAGCUAGGUUGGCCCAGAGCCAUUCUGGAUGUGGAGCUAACAGAAAAAUUUCCCUCCCCCCCUACCUUGAAUCAAACACCAAUCAUCCAGAUUUUAGCUUAGAUUUUAGUUACUAUACAGGUUGAGCUACCCAGCUCUUGAACAUUGAAAGAAUCUUAGAAUACAGUGUUUCAGCCAUUGUGGUAAGUCUAGCAAAAGUGUGAAAUGGUAAAUGAUGAAAACAGGAGUAGAAUUUCAGUGUAUUCCUGUUGUAGCUAAGCUGUUACAGUACCAGAUUCAGUGGUCUUCCGACUUCCUCACAUUUUCAGUGGAUGUAAAUGAACCCCACUUUUUCACGCACUCAUGUGUUCAGGUAUUGCCACUGUAAUAGCUUUCAUCCAAAGCACCAUAAGGAAUGUAAAAUUUGUUUGAUGGACACCACAUUCAAGAAUCUCUUCUCUUAAUCAUAUAAUUUUGUAACUUGUUGCUAAGAGAUGAAGUGUAACAUAUAAAAAUGUUCUGCUAAAAUGAAGUGUUUUCUUGUGGCAAAUUGUUUAAAAUAUCUGACCUCAAAUUCAAUAAAGUUGGGAAGAAUUUUAAAAGUGAUCACCAUAUACAACAUUAAUGAAUAUGGUGCUGUUUUAUUUUCAGUUCUUUACAAAAUAUAGAUUUCUAGUUAGUAUUCACAGUGCUAGGUUUUUGAAAUAUAUGUUCUGUUUGAGACUAGUCAUUUUUAAAAGUUUCUUGAUAAACAUUUGAUCAUAACCUACUUAUUGCUUUCUCAUUGUAUGGUGCAAAAAAGCUCACCACUGGACUCUAUCCUGAGUUAUCUGCAUCCAGUUCGCUCUAUCGAUUCAUAUCUCCCUAAGGUUCAUCUUAACAUUAUUCUCCCACCUAUGCCUAGGUCUUUCCAACAGUUUUCUCACUUCGGGCCUCCCAACAAAUACCUUGUUAACAUCUCUCCCCUCCCACCUCAUCCUCCUAGAUUUGUCACCCUGAAAAUAUCAGGUGAGGAGUACAGGCUGUGAAGUUCAUCAUAUGCAAUUUUGGAAGCUUUAUAUAGGACAGGCAGCAGUGAGUUGAAUUUGAUGGUGCUGACGGGUGGAGUGGAUGAGCGGGCUUUACUCCCAUUGGACAGCAGCAUGCUCUUCUGCUCCACCAAUCAGCACCAUCAAAUCCAAAUCAACUGACCUAUAUAAGGUUUCCAAAAUGCUCUGCCACUCUGGGGUUACCAUGACUGACUUUUUCCAUGCUUUUCCUCAAUUGUAAGACAAUGCUAUGGUAUAAUUCAAGAGGGGCAUGACCCACCAUCCCCAAUCACAGAGGCCUUCAGUUGAACUGACCCCCCCAGCUAUCCCACCCCCUAUGGGUUCAAAUAAUGUUCUGUUUACCAUUUCCAGCAAUGUGUCUCGUAUGCAGGAAUGGUGUUACUUAGUGAGGGAUGAUGUCUCGUACUUGUUCAGAACUCCACCCUCGGUUAGCUUUUUGUUGGUGGUUGGUUGCAACCACUCUGCAUUCACUCUGGAGAUGACAGCUGCAGUAUCUGACAAAACACUGGAUAAUUCUCAAGAUAAAAUGCAGCUGACCCCCAAAAGCGAACUUACACAAAUGAUACAUUGUUACUGAAGUACUAACAUUUUUGAACAUAUGUGAAUUAGUUGAAUUAGUGUUCAAGAACAUUUUCUAAUUUCAUAUAAAAGUAAAUUUCUAAGACCAAAAGCUUUCAUUCAUUCUACAGCUAAAAAAAUCCACAUGUACUUCCAACUACUUACUUUUCUGUGGAAAAGAAAAAUUGUAGAAACCUACAAUUUUAAACUUCCCAACACAACCAUCUUUAAAAUAGGAAAAUUCCAAGAAACCCUAACUUUGAAACUUCCCAGCAUGGUCAUCUUUAAGAAAGAAAAAAAUCCAAGAAAUUUUUACUUUGAAACUCCCAAAAAGAGCUAUAUUUAAUCCCUUGGCUCAGAACCUGAUCCCUCUGUGAUAAAGCCUUAAUGACUUAUCCUAAACAAUCUGCAGUUGGCUUCCUGUUGUACCUGGUUAGAUCACUGGGAUAGAUCCAAAUCAAGCAUGUGUCCAGUUACAUCUCGUGUGCCAGUUCAUAACAUAAUGAGUUUAUUAUAGAUAAAAAGGAUAAAUCAGUGGUAACAGCCCCAAAUUUUUGGGCUUGCAGUCUGGUAGAAAGUUUGAUUCCAUUUGAGGACAUGAUAGUUUGUAUACAUUUUUAUUCACUGCUGUAAGGUCCUGCAUACCUCCAUAUGUUACUACACUUUACAUGUCAGUGCAGAUAAAACUUAAUGGCAACAUGAGUUUUAUCGUGCAAGGUUUUACAUCUCAAAAGUUGUCUUCACUGAUCUUGCAGUUAAAAAAAAUAUAAUUAGAAACCUGGAGUGAGCUGCAAGAUGUAAGAAUUGAUACUGUUGGACUGUGCAAAACAUGCACUUGGUAACCUUUACAUAUUGUGUUUAGUCAGGUGAUGAAUACAUUAGUGUAUCACAGAGUCUGGAUUGAAUAUUAGGGCCAGCCUGGUAACAAGUUAACUAGCCUGCCCAUCCCAUGGCUCUGAUUGGCCAGUUUCCUUAGCCUGACCCUUCUGACCAUAUAUAAAUCACCCACUCCUCACGUCAGUCCUGAAGAGCCAGUAUAUUCUUCCAAACGAUGAUAAAUGGCCAAACUACAUGGUGAAUCAACCCAGAAAAUGACCAUCCAUAUUCACAUUACUGAAAACCUCAAUCAUACAUUUAUUUUUUUGUUCAUAUCAUGUCCUCCCAUUUAUAUUCAAAGUAGUUGAACCAUAUACAUCUGUAUAUUUGUCUGCAGGUUAUAACAUGUCGGUUGUCUUAUUCUGUAUAUCACAGACAUAUACCAGUAUGUGUUUACUUCUGAUUACCAUAAAUAAGUUAAAUAUUGUUAUUGUUAUGGAAGAUCAAUAUUUCGUAUGAAAGAACCGAUUGUAUGCUAUUUUCAGUGCCACUUUCAAGAAUAGUGUGAAUAAUUUACAAAAUACACCAAACUAGAAAUGUGCAUGUGUGUGUGUGUGUAUUUAUAUUUCUAAAACUGUAGUGAAGACAUUAAUAUGUUUUAAUAUUGUUCGCUUUUGUAAUACAUGUUUAUUUAAUGACCUUUAAUGGAAAUUUAUUUAUGAAAUACCAGUCUAAUUUAUUUUCCUAACAUUUGUUUAUCAAUUUUAAGAAGAGCAGAAUGAAGUGGAAUGAGACUAGAAGAAGGAGAAGAGAAAGAAGAAAUGAUGUGAAUGAUUUAUUUAUUGUGUUAAAUAAUUUGAGUAGUUUUAAAUCAGAAUGACGAAAAGAAUGAACAGUUGUUUUAAGGUCUUAUGAUAUUAAUGUUAUUUGUGAGUGAGUUUGACAGUUGUGGAGGAAAUGUUGAGAAGGAUGAAAUGUGAUAUCAUAGUUGAGUUUAAUUAUGAUAUUAUUACUGUAAAACAAAUUAAACUUUAUCUUACUAUUGCUUA
Zootermopsis nevadensis is the source of this 10418-nucleotide messenger RNA. It is a transcript of the gene Cul2, whose product is annotated as cullin 2. Gene Ontology annotation, molecular function: ubiquitin protein ligase binding. NCBI's taxonomy places the organism in Eukaryota, Metazoa, Arthropoda, Insecta, Blattodea, Termopsidae. Gene Ontology annotation, cellular component: cullin-RING ubiquitin ligase complex. Gene Ontology annotation, biological process: ubiquitin-dependent protein catabolic process. The record is from RefSeq and is a predicted model, not a curated record.